Saimiri boliviensis boliviensis (Bolivian squirrel monkey) is the source of this 2734-nucleotide messenger RNA. It is a transcript of the gene DTWD2, whose product is annotated as DTW domain containing 2. NCBI's taxonomy places the organism in Eukaryota, Metazoa, Chordata, Mammalia, Primates, Cebidae. The record is from RefSeq and is a predicted model, not a curated record.
CAGGGCGCUGUGCGGCGCGGGCCGGUUUCUCCAGCGCUUGGCGCCCCCCGGCGGCAGCGGGGCUUCAAUGCCACGGCCUGACUGGAGCGUCCGCCAUGGAGUCGCAGAAAGAGGCGCGAACACCGCAGGAGCCAGUCGAGCGGCCGCCUGGGCCCUCAAGGUCUCAUACCGCGAAGGACAAGGAGCGGCAGGAGGGCGGCGCAGUGCCGGCGGCGGCUUCCCUGGGCGCGGAGGGGGACGACACAAGUGCGGACGGGCUGUGGGAGCUGCCGGUGGAGCCGGCCGAGCGGAGGCCCGAGUGCAGCCGCUGCAGCCGACCUCAGAAAGUGUGUUUGUGUCCAUUUCUCCCAGCGCACCCUCUGCCUAUCUCUACCCACUUGUAUAUAAUUCAGCAUCCAGCAGAGGAAAACAAAGUAUUGCGGACAGUUCCUCUACUAGCAGCGUGCCUCCCCCAGGACAAGUGCAAAGUAAAGAUCGGUCGCCGCUUCAGUGAAGAAAGAGAUCCUGAACUUUCAACUGUUUGCCGGAAGUCUGGUACAUUAAUAUUAUAUCCAGGGGCUGAAGCUGCUAAUUUGGAAGAAUUUAUAUUAGAUUCUCCUGUUUAUCCUUCUACAAUCAUCAUCAUUGAUGGUACAUGGAGCCAGGCUAAGGACAUUUUCUAUAAGAAUUCCUUAUUUCGACACCCCAAACAGGUGCAAUUAGAAACUAGCAUUUCUAGUCAGUAUGUAAUUCGGAUGCAGCCAACUAAUAGAUGCCUUUCUACACUGGAGUGUGCAGCUGUUGCUCUUUCCAUCCUGGAGAAAAAUAAUUAUAUACAAGAGACUUUGCUUCGCCCUCUACAAGCUUUAUGCUCUUUCCAGCUUCAGCAUGGUGCCCAAAUUCGCCUCAGCAAGGAACACCUUCUGAAAAAUGGAUUAUAUCCUAAACCAAUGCCAAAGAACAAACGCAAACUCAGGAAAAUGGAACUGUUAAUGAAUAGUGUUAAAAUUUAGUACAGUUGUUCAUUUGGUGCUAGCUUACCUGUCUUCAUCUAGCAAUACCAAGUUAAGUUUUCAUAUAGUGUAGGUCUGUAGGUUUUUUUACUUGGUAGAGAAGAAUGAGAAUUGCAUACUAAUCUUGCCCAGAAGAAGGAAGUAAACCAGAUAUUCAUAAAAACAAACACACAAAAAUUCAGUGGCUUACCGAAAAGCUAGAUUUCACACUGUACUUGUUUUUUAAACUGUACCUUUAAUACAUGUUUUCAAACCCGAAUUUGAAAUGUGAUUUGUUGUUGAGCUGGGUUAGAAGUUCUUGCUUGUAAAAUAGAAGGAAAUUGUUGUGUUGGAUUGGAACAGUACUGUUUCCAUUAAUGUUUAUAAAUAAUUAGGUGUAGACCAAUAGUAUAUCUAUAUCAAUUUGCAGUCCUAGCAUUAUAGUUUGAAAUAAGUAGCAAAGGAAAAUUACAAUAAUGAAGUAAUUUAUUAUUUUGUGAAAUAGUAUAAAGGAAUAAGGAAACUUUAAGUAUUGUUUAGAGGCUAAAUUUAAACUCUGCUAAUAUGAUUUAAGUGUUCUGUUAAUUGCCCUGAUUUUUAGGGAGGUACAUGUAAUUUUGAAAUAGCAAACAUUUCAUUUGCAAUCACUCUGGAUAAAUUAUUUUUUCACUGUUCAUUGAACAGGCUUAUUGACUAUAGUAAACUUAUUUUAUUGACUUUUUCAUAUGGAAAAUAAUAACUGGAAUGUGAUAAAGCUUAUUUUCAGAACGUAUUUCUCUAAGUAGGGCUAUUUAAAAUAACCUUUUUAAUGAGAACAAACUUUCAAUUUGAGAGAACAAAUUCCUCCUGCUCUUUGGGAAAAUGUUUACUGAGAUUUUGUAUAGAAUAAGAGACAUAUAUGUAACAUAUAUUUAUGUUCAGUAUAUAUUCAGCAUAAGUCUGCUGCAAUUAUGUACACAUCUUGGCAAUAAUAGGGGAUUUUGUUUAGUCUUUGUUUAUGACUUCUAGAGUUUCCUGUAUCUAGUGUUAAGUUGUAAGGAAAAGCUAAACAUGCGAUUUCAAGGUAAGCUUGAUAACUAUGGAACAUGAGCAUACACCAAUGAUUAUUUCUCACAGUCUUCAUGCUCAUUUGCUUAUUAUUUACUUGGAUUAGACUCAUUAAAACCUAUAAUGCUAGUCACAAUUAGAAUGCUGAUAUUUGGGGAAACUAUGCAGAAAAUAUUUUAAAAUGUUGAAAGUUAGAGUACUACUUUUGUUGUUGAUUUAUUUCUGGAUUUAAAAACAAUUAGGGCUGGCCCAGUAGCUCAGACCUGUAAUCCCAGCACUUUGGGAGGCUGAGAUGUGAGAAUUGCUUGAGCCCAGGAGUUUGAGACCAGGCUAGGCAAUAUGGUAAAAUCCUGUCUCUACACAAAUUUUAUAUAUAUAUAUAAAUAAUUAGCCAGACAUGGAGCUAUGCUCUUGUAGUCUCAGCUUCUUGGAAGGCUGAGGUGGGAGGAUCACUUGAACCCCGAAGGUCGAGGCUACAAGAGUUAUGUUCAUUCCACUGCACUGCAGCCUUGCUACAGAGUGAGACCUGUCUCAAAAAAUAAACAAACAAAACUAGCUCAUUGACAAUGUAAAACACCUAAUAUCAAAUGAUUAUUUGGUUUACUAGAAAAGAAACAGCAUAUAAUAAUAAUGUAUAAUAGUUUCUUAACAAGUAGGGCUAAAAUCAUUUUAUAGUAAUUUUUCACAUUGAUAUUAAACUUCAUGAGUUUCCUUUA